CGGGGCCUCGGGCGGCGGGAAGAGGCGGCGGGAGAAUGGAGGUGCUGGAGAACAGCAGUGACUCGGGAGACCCUGGGGCCCAGGAUCCUGCCCCGGCCCCUAGCAGGGCGCCUGGCAGCGCCGGCCACUACGAGCUGCCGUGGGUUGAGAAAUAUAGACCAAUAAAGUUGAAUGAAAUUGUUGGGAAUGAAGAUACCGUAAGCAGACUGGAGGUCUUUGCACGAGAAGGGAAUGUGCCCAAUAUUAUCAUUGCUGGCCCCCCAGGAACUGGCAAAACUACUAGCAUCCUGUGUUUGGCACGAGCCCUUCUGGGUCCAGCUCUCAAGGAUGCCGUGUUGGAACUCAAUGCCUCAAAUGACAGGGGCAUCGACGUCGUGAGGAACAAAAUCAAAAUGUUCGCCCAGCAGAAAGUCACCCUCCCCAAAGGGCGGCACAAGAUCAUCAUCCUGGAUGAAGCAGACAGCAUGACUGAUGGAGCCCAGCAAGCCUUGAGGAGAACCAUGGAAAUCUACUCCAAAACGACUCGCUUUGCUCUUGCUUGUAAUGCUUCAGAUAAAAUCAUAGAGCCCAUCCAGUCCCGGUGCGCAGUCCUUCGCUACACAAAGCUGACCGACGCCCAGAUCCUCGCGAGGUUACUGACCGUGAUCGAGAAGGAGAAGGUGCAGUACACUGACGAUGGUCUGGAAGCCAUUAUCUUCACCGCCCAGGGAGACAUGAGGCAGGCAUUGAACAACUUGCAGUCUACUUUCUCGGGAUUUGGCUUCAUCAACAGCGAGAAUGUGUUCAAGGUCUGCGACGAGCCACACCCUCUGCUGGUGAAGGAGAUGAUCCAGCACUGUGUGAAUGCCAAUAUCGACGAAGCUUACAAGAUUCUCGCUCACCUGUGGCAUCUGGGCUAUUCACCCGAAGACAUCAUUGGCAACAUUUUUCGAGUGUGCAAAACCUUCCAAAUGGCAGAAUACUUGAAACUGGAGUUCAUUAAGGUCAGUGAGAGCACAGCCGGGCCUCAGUCCUCAAGAAUGCGGGCCACUGUGGCUUUCUUGGGUUUACUCACGUCCGGGCACCAGAAGGAUGCUCGGAAAUUGGAUACACUCACAUGAAGAUAGCAGAAGGUGUGAACUCCCUUCUGCAGAUGUCAGGGCUGCUGGCCCGGCUGUGUCAGAAGACAAUGGCCCCGGUGGCCAGUUAGAGUGGACUCAUUGGCCGGGUUAUGAGAGUCCCUGAAGGACAGCAGUCCCGGGCUUCUGUCUUAGAAGAAAAUGCUGCCCAGGCUGCAAUGGAACUCGCCUUUCUUUCAUGCGGCACGGCCUUCCUGGUGCCCCCGCACACCCGCAGAGCAUCUGUGUUCAGCCCCAGGCUCAGGAACGUGGUGGCGGGAAGGGCUUCAGGGAACCUCCAGGGCAUGGCACCCAGUCUGGGCAUAUGUUGGCAUUUUAGCUAAUAAAACCACACAACGUUGUUGUCGAUGGUGUGGCGAUGCACGGCUGCAAAGAAA
Molecule: messenger RNA, 1495 nt
Organism: Phyllostomus hastatus (greater spear-nosed bat)
Lineage: Eukaryota; Metazoa; Chordata; Mammalia; Chiroptera; Phyllostomidae
Gene: RFC2
Product: replication factor C subunit 2
Exons: 11
Coding region: 36-1100 (354 amino acids)
Biological process (GO): DNA repair; DNA-templated DNA replication
Cellular component (GO): nucleus; DNA replication factor C complex
Molecular function (GO): ATP binding; DNA binding; ATP hydrolysis activity
Source: RefSeq, a predicted model, not a curated record